AAAACAAAGUUCAGACAUUUAUUGCUCGUUUACUGCUAUUAUUAUUAAGUGUUAGUAGCCAUUUGAAAUUGGGUGCUUGUUUUUUACGCCAUCUCCCUAAUUUUGUCGUUUUAUUUCCCCGUUCUUUUUUUCAGCGCCCAACUUUUGUCAACUACCAUUGCGAGAGGACACAAGAGAUGCUCUUAAAUUUGUUAAGAUGAUAAACAUGCAACAGCAACAACCUAGCCAUAGUCAGCAUAACUGCCGCACCAUUAACAACAACCAACAAAGUCUGGCGAACCCCAGGCAUUUGCUGUCACAUGAGCCACAAUAUCCGCAUCAACGGCAGCAGCAGGAACAGCAACAACAGCAGUAUGAAGUGUUGCUGCUGCAACGGCAGCAGGAGCCUCCACCACAGCAUCUGCAACAACACACACAUCAGCAUUUAAGACAUAAGUCGUCGUCAUUGUCAUUGCCACCAGCCCCAUUACCAUCACCACCACUACCACCACCGCUGUCACCAACACCACAACGAAAACCCCUGCAUUUACAGCAACAAAUUGCUGUUAAUUUAAAACAAAUUAUAAAUGCCCAUUUAAAUAUCAUCCGAUGGCAUUUCCUGGUGAUAUUUCUGCUCUGCAAUUGUAUAGUCAGUGCAUUCGAACCGGAUUUCGUAAUACCCUUGGAAAAUGUAACGGUGGCCCAGGGACGUGAUGCCACCUUUACGUGUGUUGUCAAUAAUUUAGGCGGUCACAGGGUGGCCUGGAUUAAAGCCGAUGCCAAAGCAAUUUUGGCCAUACACGAACAUGUGAUAACCAACAAUGAUCGGUUAUCGGUUACCCACAAUGAUUACAAUACCUGGACACUGAACAUACGCAAUGUAAAAAUGGAAGAUGCUGGCAAAUACAUGUGCCAGGUCAAUACGGAUCCAAUGAAAAUGCAGACAGCAGUGCUGGAAGUUGUUAUUCCGCCCGACAUUAUCAACGAAGAAACAUCAGGUGAUAUGAUGGUCCCCGAAGGUGGUUCAGCUAAAUUAGUGUGUCGUGCUAGGGGCCAUCCCAAGCCAAGGAUAACGUGGCGUCGCGAGGAUGGCAGAGAAAUUAUAGCUCGCAAUGGUGCCCAUCAAAAGACAAAAGCUUUAGCCGUGGAAGGUGAAAUGUUAACAUUGUCAAAGGUCACGCGAUCCGAAAUGGGUGCAUACAUGUGCAUAGCAUCCAAUGGUGUUCCGCCAUCGGUUAGCAAACGUAUGAAGCUACAGGUGCAUUUUCAUCCUUUGGUACAAGUUCCCAAUCAAUUGGUGGGUGCUCCCGUCUUGACAGAUGUCACUUUAAUUUGUAAUGUGGAAGCAUCACCCAAAGCCAUCAAUUAUUGGCAAAGAGAAAAUGGUGAAAUGAUUAUUGCUGGAGAUCGUUAUCUACUUACCGAGAAGGAGAUCAACAUGUAUUCCAUUGAAAUGGUGCUGCAUAUCAGACGUCUACAGGCCAGUGAUUUUGGUGGUUAUAAAUGUAUAUCGAAGAAUAGUAUUGGUGACACGGAGGGCACCAUACGCUUAUAUGAAAUGGAAAGGCCAGGAAAGAAAAUCCUUCGAGAAGAAGAUAUGAACGAAGUAACGAAAAACGAAAUUGUCCUCAAGGAGAAUCGUCACGAGGACGGUGCACGAAAUCAAAACGGCCGCCUGUACAAAGAACGCGGCAGCGAUCUAACCCAGUACAAUCAUCACAAUUCAGCACUGCCACAAAUGCGGUCACCUUCGAUGCCAUUGAUAAUUGUAUUAAUUACACUAAUACUCUUAUUAGCGUCAACACGUACACUUAACGAUAUUGGCCAUAAUCAAAUUGUCGAUGACAGGCCUUGGCGACAACAGGCGGCAGCGGCGCCCUCAUCCUCACUGUCGUCGUCAUCAUCGUCGUCGUCGUCGUCAUCAAUACAAUUGGCGCAGUACAUAAAUGGAUUAUAG
Molecule: messenger RNA, 1936 nt
Organism: Musca domestica (house fly)
Lineage: Eukaryota; Metazoa; Arthropoda; Insecta; Diptera; Muscidae
Gene: DIP-beta
Product: cell adhesion molecule DSCAML1
Exons: 9
Coding region: 197-1936 (579 amino acids)
Cellular component (GO): neuron projection
Source: RefSeq, a predicted model, not a curated record